UGAAGUGUGAGAAGGAGGUUUUUAGGCAGGUAGACAACAUCCUGUUGUUCGGGUGCUUCUCUUUCUUUUUGCACAUCUAGCUGAACUGGGAGUCAGGUGGCUGACUUGUGCCUGCCUGCAGUAGCUGUCAUUACCCAAGUAGCAUCUGCGACCUCAGCCUGCCCACCGGGCCAUGGAUGCUGUAGCUGUGUAUCAUGGCAAAAUCAGCAGGGAGACCGGCGAGAAGCUCCUGCUUUCCACUGGGCUGGACGGCAGCUAUUUGCUGAGGGACAGUGAGAGCGUCCCGGGCGUGUACUGCUUAUGUGUGCUGUAUCAAGGUUACAUUUAUACAUAUCGUGUGUCCCAGACAGAAACAGGUUCUUGGAGUGCCGAGACAGCACCUGGGGUACAUAAAAGAUUUUUCCGGAAAAUAAAAAAUCUUAUUUCAGCAUUUCAGAAGCCAGAUCAAGGCAUUGUAAUACCACUGCAAUAUCCAGUUGAGAAGAAGUCCUCAGCUAGAAGUACACAAGGAAGAAGAGAAGAUCCUGAUGUAUGCCUGAAAGCACCAUGAAGAAAAACAAAAUACCUUGUUCUUUAUUUUCAGUAAUUUAAAUAUAUGUGAAGUCUUGUAGUGGGCUAUAAAUGCAUUUCUAAAACUGUCAUAGUCCUCUAGUGGAAGCAUGGAGCCUAAUAUUAAAGCUGAGAUGGGCUUUGUAGAUAAUGAAGAGCUUUGAAAUGAGGAUGGGGAGAAAAAUAAUUCCCGAGGUUAUAUUCAGUUAUUGUAUUUCCAAAUGGGAAGCAAUUUAAAGCACAAUGAAUGCUUUAUAAAAGAUUGACAUCAAUUCUUGCCAAACAUGAAUAAAAAUAAUCCUCAGGUUUUGUCCAAAGCACCAUUGUUAGUGAAAUAUUAUUUGAGGUUUAACUGAUUUUAAAUUAUUUUGCUUGAUUGUAUAGAGGGAUGUUGGUUGGUAACCUUCACCUUUAUCAUGUGUAGUUCUCCACUAGCUGUGG
This is a messenger RNA of Ochotona princeps (American pika), 990 nucleotides long. RefSeq names its product SH2 domain containing 1A (gene SH2D1A). Gene Ontology annotation, cellular component: cytoplasm. Gene Ontology annotation, biological process: cellular defense response; cell-cell signaling. The record is from RefSeq and is a predicted model, not a curated record. Lineage: Eukaryota; Metazoa; Chordata; Mammalia; Lagomorpha; Ochotonidae. Bases 173 to 550 code for a protein of 125 amino acids. The transcript is spliced from 4 exons.